Molecule: messenger RNA, 1865 nt
Organism: Trametes versicolor FP-101664 SS1
Lineage: Eukaryota; Fungi; Basidiomycota; Agaricomycetes; Polyporales; Polyporaceae
Product: DUF803-domain-containing protein
Exons: 8
Coding region: 1-1779 (592 amino acids)
Biological process (GO): magnesium ion transport
Cellular component (GO): membrane
Molecular function (GO): magnesium ion transmembrane transporter activity
Source: RefSeq, a predicted model, not a curated record
AUGCCAGGCGGGAUUGAUCUACCCCGGAUCACAAGCCCAGCUGCAGCAGGCAUCGCCGUUGCCAUUACGGGGAACAUCCUCAUCUCUCUUGCGCUCAACUGCCAGAAGCUCGCGCACAGACGGCUCGAGAGCGAACGCAAAGCAGUGGGCCAGGAAUUACGGAGACCGCCACCCCAUCGAAGCACCUCAGCUCCCCAUGGCCCCGCCCUACGACGCCCUACGCAGUCUCUCAACACUACGCACUCAACUCCUGUUGCCGCCGUUGCUAUCCUUGUGAACGAAGAGACCGAACCUUUGCUUGAGCCAGCGGAUGGCGUGCAGUCCGGGGAUGGUUCACAGACGUCUAAACCUUCACGAAGAUGGUUAUUCUCGCAUCGCAAUCCCGCUAGAGAUGCAGACAGCUCUCACCUGGCCAGCACACAUGCGCUCAUGCCUGUGGACAUACUCCCCGUUCACUCAGAGGAUAACGAAGACCAAUCUGGUCCUCUGCAGAAGGAGGAUUCGGAAGACGCAAACGAAGGCGACUACCUCAAGUCGAAGCUAUGGUGGUUCGGCUUUCUUUUGAUGAAUGUGGGCGAAUGCGGUAACUUUAUAUCAUACGCGUUUGCUCCAGCAUCCGUAGUGGCACCACUCGGCACGUUCGCCCUGAUUGCGAAUUGUAUUUUCGCGCCGCUCAUGCUAGGUGAGCGGUUCAGGAAGCGAGACUUCCUUGGUAUCAUCAUAGCCAUCGUCGGAGCUGUCACCGUAGUACUCUCCGCCAACGCCUCAGAUACAAGGCUGGAUCCUAAAUCGCUAUUGGAGGCAAUUAGUCAACGAGCCUUCCAAGUCUACACAAUCGUGUAUGUCGUGGGGAUGUUCAUCUUGUCUGGCCUCUCUGAGGGACCUGCCGGGAGACGUUGGGUAUAUGUUGACAUCGGACUGUGUGCCCUGUUCGGUGGCUUCACGGUUCUUUCCACAAAAGCGGUGUCUACACUGCUCACCCUAGAGUGGUUCGAGAUAUUCAAGGAAUGGAUUACAUAUCCCGUCAUUGCCGUGCUAAUCAUAACCGGUGUGGGCCAAAUCCGCUAUCUCAACCGUGCGCUCAUGCGGUUCGACAGCAAGCUGGUGGUACCGACGCAGUUCGUGAUGUUCAACCUCUCGGCCAUCGUCGGCUCUGCUAUCUUGUAUGGCGACUUCAAGCAGGCCACCUUCCAUCAGCUUGUCACCUUCCUCUACGGCUGCGCCGCGACCUUCGCCGGCGUGUUCAUCAUAGCAUGGGCGCCCUCUAACCCAGAGCGCGAUCCUGUAGAAGACAGCGACGAGCGCACGCUCCCGGGCAGCAGGAGCAGCGAAAACGAGACGAUCUCGGACCUCCCCUCCAGCGACCGCACCGUCAAGCUCGGCAGCCUCGCACGGCGCCAGCGGCCGACGCUCAUCCUCCCUGAGGGCGCCACCAGCCUCAGCGCGAAUGCGACCCCGAUCCUCCGGAGCCGGCAGAGCCUCGUCAGCCUGUACGGCUUCUCCCCCGCCCAGCGCGUGCUCCUGAUGAACGCGUCCCCUCGCGACGAGUUCGUCCGGCCGAGCCUGCAGGAUCCCGAGCGCGACCCGGCGACGCCACCAGAGUCGGUCGGCCGCCGCAGGGCGGUGAGUUGGCUCGACGGCGACGCGAGCAGGCAGACGAGCCUCGCGCGGUACGGCGCGACGUCCACGACGGCGUCGAGGGACCACAGUCGGCUGGGCGACCGCGUGGGGUCCCGCAGUAUAAGCCGGAGCCGUAGCGCGAGCCCGGGAGCCGGGUAGAGAUCGAAAGGACACUGUCGAGGUGGCGGUUGUGUAAGUUUUGGUAUUGGACUAGGAAUCUUACAGUAAUCUAUAUCCUAUGCGCC